GCGUCAGUAUCGUGCCAUCAGUGCGAGGGGCAGACGUGUGGAUGAAUGCUAUUGGGGUGAUUAUGGAGUAAAGCUAAGAAUUGGCUCCUGGAAAGAACUACAAGAAGCACCCAUUGCUUGUGUAGACAGCUUGAUCAAAAUGGACAUAGCAACAUCAACAGACAAAGGCAAGCAAUAUGUUGGCUUGUUUCCUAGCGCCCAAGCGGAGUUGCACAAAGACAAGCAACAUAAGAAGAAAAAGAAGAAGAAGAAGCACAAGCAGCGCAAUUCGAGCCCAGGCAGUGACAGCAGCAGCAGCGACCAGUGGGUCGAGAAGCCCACCGCCACUCCGGCCGGCGCGACGGAAGCGGCGGCCGUUUCAGCCAGCGGCACCCAGCACUCGGCCGCUGCUCCGGCCGGCGCGCCGCCGUCGCCCUCCGACGCCACUCAGCCCCAGCGCGACGAGUGGAUGAGCGUGGAGGGCUUGUUCGCGGGCGUAACCUCCGGCGAGGUGCGCGACCGGCGCCGGCAGACGAAGCAGCAGGCGCGCGCCGAGGAGGAGCGCCAGCGCCAGCAGGCGUACGAGGCGCUCAAGUGGCGUGACCCGGGUGACCCACCCGCCGCCGCGCGGCCGGCGGCCGACCAGGGCCGGCCGCUUGAUGAGGUGGUGGCCGAGCGCUGGGGCUCCAUGGAGAAGCUGCAGGCAAUGUUGGACGCGGCCGAGCGGAGGAGCGCGGCCGGGCCGGCGGCCGGCGCCGCCGCCGAGCGGCCAGCUCAGGGCGCCAGGGGCUGGCGACGCGGCCGCACCAAGGACGGGGCCGGCGGUGGGGAUGAAAGGAGGCGCAGAAGAAGCCAGGAGCGGAGUCGGAGCAGGAGCAGGGAGCGGAAGCGAAGCAGGAGCAGGGAGCGGAGACGGAGCAGGAGCAGGGAGCGGAGACCAAGCAGGAGCAGGGAGCGGAGACGGAGCGGGAGCAGAGAGCGGAGACGGAGCAGGAGCCGAGAAAAGAGUCGAAAUGGGAGUCAAGAAAAGCAGCGCAGUACCAACUCUGAAAGAAGACGGAGCAGGAGCAGAGAGCGAAGACGAAGCAGAAGUCGCGAAAGGCGGCGCAGUGGAAGCAGUGAGCGAAGACGAACGAAGAGCACAGAUAGAACACCAAGCAUGACUAGGGAGCGAAGAAGCAUAAGCCCCGGUAGGCGAAAACCUGACGUGUACGACGACCCUAACUCGGGCGAACAAAAGCGGUACAGUGUUGACAGAGAUGAAGGGAAAGAGGUCCGACGUCGGGAGUCCAAAUGUGGAUGGAGCAAAACGGCCGCGACCUCACCAGGUGAUUCUCGCAUCGGGGUAAAGGCCGAGAGAAGAGGCGGCUCCCCGCCGCGUGACCUGCCCCGUGUACAGAGUUCUCCCACUUCUGCUGACGACAGCCCCAACUCCGGCGAAACGGACAGGGACAGCUCUGGAAGCGCGAAGCCACUGACGGACGGGGAGAUGAACGCGCUAGCCGCCAAAAUACUGAAAGCCGAGCUGAACGGCGACGACGAUGUGGUGGCGACGCUGCAGCGGCAGCUGGACGCGGCGCGGCGGCUGCGCGCCACCGUCGGGCCGAGCCGCGCCGCCGCUGAGCAGGUGGUGAUCGUCGUCGGCAAGGGGACGCGUGCGCCGACCAGCGAACGGCCCUCGAAGCGGCAGAAGCCGGACACGCACCGCGGCGCCGAGCGCACCAAGUACUUCGCCGACGACGACCGGCUGCAGCUGCGCGACAUGUUCGAGCGUGAGCGGCGCACCACGCCGGCCGACGAGGCGGCGGCACUGGCGCGGUUGACCGCCGGUGGCGUCCGUCAGCGGCUCGACGACGACCACGGCCUCGACGACGUGCUGGCCGAGCGCGCCGGUCGCGCCCAGCCGGCGCUGGCCGAGGACGAGCGGCAGGCGGCGCGCGCGCUGGCGCAGCACCGGCGUGCUGAGCGCUGCGACCGCUGCCUGGACAGCCGGCGCACGUUGCGCCACCUGAUCGCGGCGCUGGGCGCCAAGAGCUACCUGGCGCUGCCUGCCGGCCGCUCGCUGACGGCCGGCCACUGCCUGCUGGUGCCGCAGCAGCACGUCACCAGCCUGGUUGGCCUGGACGAGGACGCCUGGGAGGAGGUACAACGGUUCCGCGCUGCGCUCGUGGCCAUGUUCGCCACCAUGGAGCAGGACGUGGUGUUCUUCGAGAGCGCGGUGAAGCUACGCACGUACCCGCACGCGGUGCUGCAGGCGGUGCCGGUGCCGCGCGAAAGCGGCGACCUGGCGCCGAUCUACUUCAAGAAGGCGCUGGAGGAGAGCGAGACCGAGUGGAGCCAGAACAAGAAGGUGGUGGACCUGCGUGGUCGUGAUGUGCGCAGAGCUGUGCCAAAGGGCUUGCCGUACUUCUUCGUGGACUUCGGACUGCAGCCCGGCUUCGCCCACGUGGUGGAGGACGAGGAGCUGUUUCCGGCCACAUUCGCGGAGGAGGUUAUCGGUGGCAUGCUGGAACUGGAGCCCUCAGCGUGGAGGCGAUCGCGAAAUGAGUCCCUCGAUGAACAACGGAAGAAAGUCAUGGAGUUUUCGAAGCACUGGGGGCCGCAUGACUUUACAAAAAACGAGUGAUCUGGUUGCAUGCACAGGAUAAAAAAAAAUGUGAGAAACGCAGAUAUUUGCGGAAACACAGUUGAAGUACAAUACAGCUAUGAAUGUGACUGAUAGUUGUUCUGUGAUGCUCAAU
Pollicipes pollicipes is the source of this 2720-nucleotide messenger RNA. Its product is annotated as CWF19-like protein 2. Gene Ontology annotation, cellular component: post-mRNA release spliceosomal complex. The coding region runs from base 140 to 2605 and encodes 821 amino acids. The transcript has 3 exons. NCBI's taxonomy places the organism in Eukaryota, Metazoa, Arthropoda, Thecostraca, Pollicipedomorpha, Pollicipedidae. Gene Ontology annotation, biological process: mRNA splicing, via spliceosome. The record is from RefSeq and is a predicted model, not a curated record.